CUAGUACCAAUUCCAUAGAAUUCAAAAUCUAGAAUUCAAAAUGAAUUCUUUUAAAUACCAAACACAAAAAUGUUUCAUUUCAAAAUGAAUUCCGCAAAACUUAUGGAAUUCAUUUAUACCAAACGGUAUGUAAGAGAUUUUACAAAAUAAUAUUGGUACAACCCGAAAUUGUACCAUAACGUUAAAUGUAUAACUCCAAAUUGUACCAAAUAACACACCAAUGCUUUAAAUCAUUGUAAAAUUCAAACUGCCUAUGUGUUGCUUCUUGCAACAAUGUGUUUUUUUUUUUUUUUACCUUCCUAGCCAUUGGUCAUAUUCUUUGGGUAAAUGUCAUUUUAUGAAUUCUUUCGUUGAAGAAGAAAAAAAUGGGGCAUUUUGUAGGUUCGUUUUCGGGAGGGACGAAGUAGCGGCUCUUCGACGGGACAUCGAGGCCGCGAGCCGCGUGCAGGCGGUGUCGGCGGUCAUUUGGGCGGCGGCGAUCAGGAUCGCACGAGACAAGAACGUCGUCGACGGUGGUGGAUGUCACUUCGCCGCAAUGACGGUCAACUUGAGGCCGAGGAUGAAGCCGGCCCUGCCGGAGCAAGUGAUGGGGAGCCUCGCAAAACUCCCGGUUUUGGCCGCAUGGCCGGUGGAGAUGAGUGAGGACGAGAAGAACGACGGCUGCUACUACUACGGCGCUGUGGCGGGGAAGCUGAGGGAGUCGUUGGAGAUGGUGACCGACGAGAAAAUGAGGAAUGCAGUACUGGGGAGUAGUGAUCAGUUUUGGGACGCGCUGAGGUACUCCGUGGAGAAGUUCGCCGGAGGGAAUCUGUUGACGAUAAGCAGCUGGUGCAGGUUCCCGUUCUACGAGGUGGAUUUCGGGUUGGGGAAGCCGGCUUGGAUGUGCUUCUUCACCAUGUGUUACAAUCUUGUGGUGCUGUUGGAUGCCGAGGAUGGGGAAGGGAUUGAAGCGUGGGUUACGUUGAGUGAGGAGGACAUGUCGAAAUUCGAGAAGGAUAUUGGAGUGCUGAAAUAUGCUACUUGCUCCAAGAGUGUGGGGGUGUGCGGCUUCUCGAAUCCGAGUUAAAUUAACGCCGCAUCGAUUGGGUAUAGAGCGAGUAUGGAUGAUAUCUAGAGAAAAAUAAUGAUUGAAGUGGAUUAGAGAUUGGUUCAGAUGUCUCUGCUCCGGCCUAUCGUGACUUCUGAAAUCCACCGUGCGCGCGUAUGUAAUUCAUGUACGUAACUACAUGCAAACAAUUUAUAUUACAUGUGAUAUGAGCUUUUUUCGAUCUUCCAAUAACCACCACAAAGUUUGAAAGUAAUAUAAUUUUAUACUCCUUCAUUUCGCUUUUUCAAUUCAAUCAAGAUGUAUUUGUGUU
Molecule: messenger RNA, 1358 nt
Organism: Linum trigynum
Lineage: Eukaryota; Viridiplantae; Streptophyta; Magnoliopsida; Malpighiales; Linaceae
Source: the annotation of a GenBank genome assembly